AUGACAACUGCUCCUUAUGAAUCUUCUCCAGUUCCAAUUGACUGUAUCACGGCACAUUUAUUGUCAUUCAAUCCAGUAUAUCGGACUGCUCAGAUUUAUCAACAAUUUAUCCUGGUUCUCGCAUUUUUUCCACUUUCUUAUUUCCUGGUUUUUCAACUCUGGAAAUCCAAUUUUCAUGGAAACCUUAAAUGGCUUCUGGCUGGUUACUUUGGAACAAUGACAGUUUUCGCAAUCGUUUUUUCGGUGCUAGAGAUAAUAUUCUGUUUUUUAAUCAUUUGCUUGGUUUUUCUGAAUGCAAACAUUGUUCAAGGAUCCAUCUCAUUCGUGUUUAUUCCAGCAUCAGUGGCUCCAAGAAUGUAUAUGCUCUAUGGAAUGAUGUUAGCAUUAAACAUAUUCAAUUUCGGUCUAAGUUUUCCCCUUAUUUAUAAAAACCGAAAAGUCAUGCGAAUAAAUGCUUCAUUAUCCGUCAAGUAUCAGUUAGGAGAAGUGUUCCUCUCAACUAAAUUCUCAUAUUCUGUGAUCCUUGUCCAUGUUAUUUUCUUCGGUGUCUAUGUUUCUGUCAACAUUUCAUUCAAGUAUUUUGGUGACCUAGUUUCCAAAGAUCCAAUAACUUUGACAAUCGUUCGAGCAUCUUGGAUGACGAUGAUUUCCACGUACACCUUUGCAAUAGGACCAGCGGCGAUCUACUUUUACAAGAAAAUGCAGUCUAGGCGAGAAGCAGAUAGAGCCAAAAUGAUUCAGAUGGAAGCAAAAGGAAAGAAAGGAGCAAAAAACUACGAUAAUGCAAUUGCCAACAUCUGGAAGACUGCAACAGUUCCCAUUGAUUAA
This is a messenger RNA of Caenorhabditis briggsae, 828 nucleotides long. The transcript is spliced from 7 exons. Gene Ontology annotation, biological process: sensory perception of chemical stimulus. Gene Ontology annotation, cellular component: membrane. Gene Ontology annotation, molecular function: transmembrane signaling receptor activity. Lineage: Eukaryota; Metazoa; Nematoda; Chromadorea; Rhabditida; Rhabditidae. The coding region runs from base 1 to 828 and encodes 275 amino acids. The record is from RefSeq and is a predicted model, not a curated record.